Messenger RNA from Caenorhabditis sp. 36 PRJEB53466, 988 nucleotides. The record is from the annotation of a GenBank genome assembly. NCBI's taxonomy places the organism in Eukaryota, Metazoa, Nematoda, Chromadorea, Rhabditida, Rhabditidae.
AUGCGAGAUUCCGACGGAAUGCUCGAAAAAACGGAGAAUUCAAAUGAGGAAUCGGAAAUUCCGAUAAAAGUGGAGCGCCAAAUGUGGACGUUUAUUGGCGAGAGGCUUCCGAAACUUUGGAGGCAAAAGAUUACGCCGCGCGAAAAGAUAGAUAUGAUUCAGUUGCUGGAAGUUCCUGUCAAGUUCGGCGCACAGUACGGUUUGGCGGAGCGAGACCGCAUCAAAGUGUGUGUGGAUUCGAAGAAUUUGGUGGAAUCUUGGGAAUUCAUCUAUCAAUCGCCGACAUCUUCUGAUCGGAGCUCGAAAACGCAAAAAACGCCGCCGUCGAAAUCGCGGCGAAGAAAGGCGUUCACCGACGAGGAGGACCGACAAAUGUGGCUCUACAUUUCCAAUAAACUGAAGGAAAACGCGCGCAUCAAACCGAAAGGACUCAGUUUUUGGCAGAAAUUCGUGAGCGACACGAAAAGCGACAGAAGCCCCUCGACUCUGUCGUCUCAGUUUGUUUCCCGGGCCAGUUAUCUCUAAAUUUUCGGCCAAAUUUCAGCUAUCGGAAAGUGAUAGCCGAGAAAUUGCACACCGUCAAGACAAUGGACCUCAACGAUCGAAUGGAGCUCUACUACAACCUUCACAUCCCGAUUCCCCUCGGAAUUCGCAUCAAGUUUGUUAUUUUUCGAUUUUUCGAUGCCGUGACCGAAAUUUACAACAACUUUUUUGUAGCGCGAAGGUCCAACUCGGCCACGACAUCACUGUGGAUUAAAACGAGGUGAUUAUCGGUUGGAAAGUGACGCCAACACCGCAUGAGCCGGAGCCGGAGAGCAAAAUGCAAAAGCGCUCGAAGGAAAUGUCACCGGAACGCAACUUGGAGCAAAAUCAGGAGGUUAUUGAUCGAAUUCGGAAUAAAUAUAAUUUUAAAGUUUCUCAGAAUUCUUCUGAAACACCGAAACGCCGUCUUUUGCGCAGACGCCUCUGCUUCAGCUCGAACGACUAA